UUAUCUUCGAAAAGUAACGUAACUUUAUAGUCAUGAUAAAACAUUGUUAAUCUUUGUCCUCGAAUAACUUUCCAAUUACUAUAUGUAACUUAGACCUUACAAACAUGUCUGUGUACGGACACAUGUUACGUAUAUAGUAGGCGACGACAGAGAGAGUGCGCGGGGUAUGUUGAACUGUUUCGCGGGAGAUGCUGCGGUUGUACGAAAGUAUAGUAAGCUGUCAACAGUAAAACCACUUCUUCUGCAACUUUCACAGUCACCUGCGCAGUAACCAAGAGCAUGUUCUCCGAACUCAGCGCCCAGGGGGAGAGCUCGCCCUCCCUGCUUUGUAGACCUGGCUCAGAGGAGAGGGGCCCCGUGUUCGAGCGGGUGGAGCCAGCCUUCUCUUCCUGCGCAGAGCGCUUCAAGUUGGGGGAGCGGAGCUUCAACCGCCAGUAUGCUCACAUCUACGCCACCAGGCUAAUGCAGAUAAACCCACUGCUGACUGAGAGAGCCAAGCAGAAAUGGGGAGAUGACGUUCUGAUGAGGAAACUUUGCGACCUGCAGAUGGGAGAGCAGUGUUGCAUUGUGGGAACCCUGUUCAAGCACAUGGAGCUGCAGCCGUCCAUUCUGAAGGAGAUCAGCGAGGAGCACAACCUCCUUCCCCAGCCGGCACGCACCAAGUACAUCAGCCAAUCAGACGAGCUGAUACUAGAGGAUGAGCUACAGAGGAUCAAGCUGGAGGGGAACAUCAACGCAGACAAGUUUGUCACAGGUAGUGUGAUUGCAAUAUACGGGGCAGAGAAGAAUUAUGGCAAGUUCACAGUGGAGGAUUUCUGUAUGGCCGACCUCCCCCCUCAGUCCCCAAGGCCAACUCUAAACUCAGACAGGUUUGUGCUCCUGGCGUCCGGCCUGGGUCUGGGCGGCACCGACGCAGACAGCAUGCUGGCUCUGCAGCUGCUGGUCGACAUGGUAACGGGCCAGCUGGGAGACCAGGGCGAGCAGAGCGGCGCGGCGACCAUCUCCAGGGUGCUCCUGGCUGGGAACCUGCUGAGUCAGAGCACCCAGGACAAAGACGCCUCCACCAGGGCCAAGUACUUGACAAAGAAGACCCAGGCAAGCAGUGUGGAUGCCAUGAAACUGCUGGACGAGAUGCUAAUACAGCUGGUGGGCUCAGUACCAGUGGAUGUGAUGCCAGGCCAGUAUGAUCCCACUAACUUCACCCUCCCCCAGCAGCCCAUGCACCGCUGCAUGUUCCCCCUCUCCUCCCCCUACCCCACCCUGCGGCUGGUCUCCAACCCGUACCAGGCCGACAUACACGGCCUCCGCUUCCUGGGGACGUCUGGCCAGAACGUGUGCGACAUUAAGAGAUACAGCAGCAUGGACGACCAUCUGGAGAUCCUGGAGAACACACUCCGUCUGAGGCACCUGGCCCCCACCGCACCCGACACACUGGGCUGCUAUCCGUUCUACCAGAAGGAUCCUUUCAUCCUGGAGGAGUGUCCUCAUGUCUACUUCAGUGGCAGCGCCCCCUCCCUCCAGUCCAAACGCUUCACAGGUUCUGACGGUCAGGAUGUCCUCCUGAUAGCCAUCCCAGAAUUCUGCAGCACACGGGCGGCCUGUCUGGUGAACCUGCGCACGCUGGAAUGCGAGCCAAUCAGCUUCUCCUCCUUUUCCGCCAACGAUGACGAGGACAGCGAGAUGAAUAUCAGCCACUGAUCAACUUGUGACACACACACACACACUCUCCUGUGCUGGCAGUCUUUCUGUGCAUACCAGCUGUGAUCAGACAUCACUAUGAAAUAGCUUGUAUGAUGCUGUUGUAUAGCAUCAUAGUAGAGCACUGUAGUCUCAGAAUACACCUUCAACUGAAGCCUGUUACAAUCUCAGCUGGAUUCUAUAAUAUAUGCUCAUCAGUCUCAUGGAUUAUUAAACUUGUCUGGGUUUGUAUGUGGAAAUCAAGUAGGCCUGCCCACAUGGCAGAACUUCAAUGUGUCAUAUAUGGGAACAACAGAAAUGCGAGUGCUGUACUUAAACAAACCUUUAUUACUUAAACAAAAUAACAUGUCUUCUGAUUUUGAGCUUUAUUGUAGAACCACACUAAAGAAUGUCAGUUUCCUCAUCCUUCAGGAAAAAUUCUCUGUGUCUCCGCAUCUGUAAAUCAAUGUUGUGUUGUUGGAUGAAAGAAAUGUAAGUAAAUCAACUCUUUUAUAAGA
Molecule: messenger RNA, 2195 nt
Organism: Hypomesus transpacificus
Lineage: Eukaryota; Metazoa; Chordata; Actinopteri; Osmeriformes; Osmeridae
Gene: pold2
Product: polymerase (DNA directed), delta 2, regulatory subunit
Exons: 11
Coding region: 280-1698 (472 amino acids)
Biological process (GO): DNA replication; DNA strand elongation involved in DNA replication
Cellular component (GO): delta DNA polymerase complex
Molecular function (GO): DNA binding
Source: RefSeq, a predicted model, not a curated record